Messenger RNA from Plasmodium fragile, 1203 nucleotides. RefSeq lists its product as uncharacterized. The record is from RefSeq and is a predicted model, not a curated record. The coding region runs from base 1 to 1203 and encodes 400 amino acids. The transcript has a single exon. Lineage: Eukaryota; Apicomplexa; Aconoidasida; Haemosporida; Plasmodiidae.
AUGACAGCGAUAUUUCUGAUUUCCUUCUUGGUCACCCUUUUUUUCAAAAAUGGUGUGCAUGCAUAUACUUGCGCCAAAGAAUUGUACAACAUCAACUUCAGGGAUCUUUCAGUUACGGGCAUGGUUUUGGACCAUGCACAGGCACGUCCAAUGCUAGGAAAAUGGGUUUAUUUCUUUUUCAGUCAUUUUUCUAACCCUACUGAUGCAAUAAAUUAUGUAGAACAUCUAAAUGUAUACGCUUUAGAUAAUAAGGACCAGGCAUGCUUCAUUCGAGCUUUCACUAUAUAUUUAAUUCAAAACUAUGCUAAGGAUAUAAAAGCUAUGUCAAAUACAGACAACUAUGAGACUUAUUUCAAAAACUUAUUAAAAGAUGUGCAAAGCGAUGUAAGUAAUGAUUUUCUUUCUCUAUUCAGCAGUCAACUGCUUGUGGCGCAAGUUCACAAACUAUUACUUAAUCAACAGGACAUAGACAAUUUGAAGAAUGAUCCACAUAUUUUUAAGACCUUAAUUUCCAAAGCUGAUAGAAACACACAUGCUACUUACGAACGUAAUCCUAUUCCAAGUUUCGGUCCAUAUGAUGUCAGGGUGUUUAGAAAACUUUAUUUAGUAAAAGACGACCCUUCUAUUAAUAUGUCCGAAGUAUAUGCAGCACGUGAUAUUAACUUUUUGGCUUUUCUUGGUGUUUCCGAUUUGUACUACAAUUCUGAUAUAACACAACCUGCGAGAGGUACUUCCAUAGUUAUUAGCAACAGAAAAAGAUUAGGAAUAAGAAAACGUAGUAGCUCACUUCUGUUAUUGGGCCCACAUAAUCAUAACCCUGCCUUUGGCUUUUGUGAAAAAGAUGGCAAAGAAGAUUACUUUGGAUAUAUAGAUGAUUUCUUACCGUCCUUUUUUUCAGUUAUGAAAACGAAAAUGAUUUAUGGACACAAAAGAUUUUUAAGAGAAUUUGACUAUUCAUUAGUGCAUAAAACUUACACAAUGCCAAACCUAAAAGGUUUACGACUUUUGAAAAGUUUUUUCAGGAGAAAGAACUUAGAAAACUUUGUACACAUGUAUAGCAACCUCAUGUCCACAGAAAUUGAUUUUUUGACAGAAGAUUUCGCGGACCUGUUUCAGAUUACUAUGAACUGUCAUAUGCGCGAGCAUUUCGAUCGUGCAAUACUUAACUAUAGGAUGAUUAAGGAGAGAACCAUGGAGUCCUAA